UGUGAUAUUAAUGAUAUUGUUCGAUAAUUUCCACAUUUGGUUGGAUCACCUUUCUUGGGACUAGGCAGGAAGGGGUAGAAAAUCCAGUGGAAAGGAAACAGGGAACCCAGGGUAGAAAUGGGGAGAGUUCUAUCACAUUGAAGGGAAUGCAAUAAAUGUCAUGGAACAUUUUAUAUACAAAGUAUCAAAAGGGAAACUAAUUUUUUCCAUAAAUUUUCACCUAAAGAACAAUAAAAAGUUAGAAAAGAAAAACAGUGGUUGUGAAUACUCCAGCAUAUCUUGGAGUCAAGCAGACCUGGCUUCUGAACCUCCCUUUGCUUAUCCUUGAAAAGGGGCUAAUACUUACCUGGAUAGGGUAGUUGUAAGGAUAAAAUGGGACCAGUGUCUGGCUUGGUGAAUGGUAACUAACUCAGAGUGCUUAUUUAAAGUGUGGCAGAGCAGUGGGAUUCAGAAGGAGUGUGGCAAACUAAAACAACCAGAGGUUGUCCAGAGUAAUCUGUGUGCAUAUUGCGAGUAGGUGGAUUCGUGGCCUUUGGAAAUGCUGAAAAUCUUCUGCCUCCAGCAGUGACCUUGAGUCAGCCCUAUGUCUCCUGAGGCUACCUGGGAUGAAUGCCGCUGAAUGCCUAUGAUCUUAGUUCUCUGACCUCAUGAACAGUGAGAGGGGGUUUUGCCCACACACUGACUACAGAGUGGCCCUCUAGCUCAAGAUCAAACUUGGAAGCCCCAUCUGAAACUUGUUUUGUCAGCAAAUACGGGCCCCCAGAUCACACUGCUGGUGAGAGGAAGUUAAGUCAAGUCCCCUUCUGCAACUUCUUGGUUGCAAUCCUUGAUCAGUCAGGGGACUCUUAUCAGCUCUUGUUUCCCCUCGGGUAGUUUCCAAAAAUCCCUUCCCAAUAUUCUCUUCUUUCCCUUCCCCACAGUAGUUUUCAUGGCCUGCCCUGGGCAAGAGUCAGCCCUGCUUAGUACUGAUGACGACGACUUUGCUGUGCUGAAUGAUGGAACAGUCCAGGUGAAACACCAUGUCCACCUGCAGGAUGAGAGGAGGACGUUCUCUGAGCAGGCACCGAAGAGCCUCACAUCCAAACGUAUCUUACGAAGACGCAAGAGAGAAUGGGUGGCCCCGCCAAUUUCUGUCCCUGAGAAUGGCAAGGGUCCCUUCCCUCAGAGGCUAUAUCAGCUCAAAUCUAAUAAUGACAGAGGUACCAAGAUUUUCUACAGUAUCACAGGGCCUGGGGCUGAUAGCCCUCCCGAGGGUGUCUUUACCAUAGAGAAGGAGAAUGGCUGGAUGUUGUUGAAUAAGCCACUGGACCGAGAGAAGAUUGCCAAGUAUGAGCUCUUUGGCCAUGCUGUGUCUGAGAAUGGUGCCUCAGUGGAGGAGCCCAUGAACAUCUCCAUCAUCGUGACGGACCAGAAUGACCAUAAGCCCAAGUUCAUCCAGGAUGUCUUUAGAGGGAGCGUCUUAGAGGGAGUACUGCCAGGCACUUCUGUGAUGCAGGUGACAGCCACGGAUGAGGACGAUGCCAUCAACACCUACAAUGGGGUGGUUGCUUACUCCAUCUAUAGCCAAGAGCCAAAGGACCCACACGACCUUAUGUUCACCAUCCACCGGGGCACAGGCACCAUCAGUGUCAUCUCCAGUGGCCUGGACCGGGAGAGAGUGCCUGAGUACACACUGACCAUUCAAGCUGCCGACAUGAACGGAGACGGCUCCACCACCACCGCAGUGGCGAUAGUGGAAAUCCUUGAUGCCAAUGAUAAUGCUCCCACAUUUGACCCCCAGGAGUAUGAGGCCCGGGUGCCUGAGAACGCAGUGGGCCACGAGGUGCAGCAGCUGACAGUGACAGAUCUGGAUGUCCCUAACACGCCAGCAUGGCGUGCCACCUACCGAAUCGUGGGAGGUGACGACAGGGACCAUUUUACCAUCACCACCCACGAUGAGACCAACCAGGGUAUCCUGACGACCAGGAAGGGCUUGGAUUUUGAGGCCCAAAACCAGCAUACUCUGUACAUUGAAGUGACCAAUGACAGUCCCUUUGUGGUGAAGCUCUCGACUUCCACAGCCACCGUAGUGGUCCAUGUGGAGGAUGUGAACGAGCCACCCAUGUUCGUCCCACCCACCAGAGUUGCCGAGGUCCAGGAGGGCAUCCUCGCUGGGGAGCCUGUCUGCACCUAUACUGCGCAAGACCCUGACAACGGGAAUCAGAAGAUCAGCUACCACAUCCUGAGAGACCCAGCAGGGUGGCUGGCAAUGGACCCAGAGAGUGGGCAGGUCACUGCUGUGGGUGUGUUGGACCGUGAGGAUGAGCAGUUUGUGAAGAACAACAUCUAUGAAGUCAUGGUCUUGGCCACAGAUGAUGGGAGUCCUCCUACCACUGGCACGGGAAUGCUCCUGCUAACACUUAUCGAUGUCAACGACCACGGCCCAGUCCCUGAACCCCGUCAGAUCAAGAUCUGCAACCAAGACCCUGUGCCCCAAGUGCUGAACAUCACGGACAAGGACCUGUCCCCCCACACCUCCCCUUUCCAUGCCCAGCUCAUCCACGACUCAGACAUGCACUGGACGGCAGAGGUCAAUGAGAAAGGAGACACAGUGGCCCUGUCCCUGAAGAAGUUCCUAAAGCAAGACACAUAUGACGUGCACCUUUCUCUGUCUGACCAUGGCAACAAGGAACAGCUGACGGUGAUCACGGCCACCGUGUGUGACUGCAAUGGCCACGUGGGGAUCUGCCCCGAACCCUGGAAGUGGGGUUUCGUCCUCCCCAUCCUGGGGGCCGUCCUGGCUCUGCUGCUCCUCCUGUUGGUGCUCCUCUUGUUGGUGAGAAAGAGGCAGAAGGGUAAGGAUCCCCUCCUGCUCCCAGAAGAUGACACCCGGGACAAUGUCUUCUACUAUGGUGAAGAAGGGGGUGGCGAAGAAGACCAGGACUAUGACAUCACCCAACUCCACCGGGGUCUGGAGGCCCGGCCUGAGGUGGUUCUUCGCAAUGACGUGGCACCAACCUUCAUCCCCACACCCAUGUACCGUCCUCGUCCAGCCAACCCAGAUGAAAUCGGCAAUUUCAUCAUUGAGAACCUGAAGGCAGCUAACAGCGACCCCACAGCCCCACCCUAUGACUCCCUGUUGGUGUUCGACUUCGAGGGCGGCGGCUCCGAUGCGGCCUCCCUGAGCUCCCUCACCUCCUCGGCCUCCGACCAGGACCAAGAUUACGAUUAUCUGAGUGAGUGGGGCAGCCGCUUCAAGAAGCUGGCGGACAUGUACGGUGGCGGCGAGGAUGACUAGGCCACCCUGAUAGCAGGGCCAGGAACUAAACCUCAGGCCACAGCACCCUCCUCUAAGUGGUCCCAGGUCCCCUCUUCAGCCAAGGACUUUGGAGCUUGUUGAGAAGUGGCCUUAGCAACUUAAAGGGGAGAGUCCGUGAGCCUGACUGUCAAGGAAUUAGUGUCUAAGCCUUUCAAAAUGGAGGGAUGUGGGCAGAUUGACUUUAACCCUGAAAACCUCUCAGCCUAGGUCAGGGUUGCCUUGGAGGUUGAAUUUCUGGGAGUUUCUCACCUGCCAUAAAAUGCUCCACCCUGUGUCCUGGGCCUGGAGGGACCCUGACCUUCCUAUGACCUUCUCUCUGGAAUGGACCCUUCUCCUUAAAAAGAGGCCUCUUCUUGUAGCCUGAUUUGUUUUUUUCUUCUUCAUCUUUUUUUUUUUUAAUACU
Messenger RNA from Loxodonta africana (African savanna elephant), 3701 nucleotides. RefSeq names its product cadherin 3 (gene CDH3). Lineage: Eukaryota; Metazoa; Chordata; Mammalia; Proboscidea; Elephantidae. Gene Ontology annotation, cellular component: plasma membrane; adherens junction; cytoplasm. The transcript has 14 exons. The record is from RefSeq and is a predicted model, not a curated record. Gene Ontology annotation, molecular function: calcium ion binding; cadherin binding. The coding region runs from base 929 to 3277 and encodes 782 amino acids. Gene Ontology annotation, biological process: cell-cell adhesion mediated by cadherin; multicellular organism development; homophilic cell-cell adhesion.